Molecule: messenger RNA, 3511 nt
Organism: Diachasma alloeum
Lineage: Eukaryota; Metazoa; Arthropoda; Insecta; Hymenoptera; Braconidae
Product: WD repeat-containing protein 6
Exons: 4
Coding region: 117-3245 (1042 amino acids)
Biological process (GO): tRNA methylation
Cellular component (GO): cytoplasm
Molecular function (GO): protein binding
Source: RefSeq, a predicted model, not a curated record
UGUCAACAAUGGCAACCUAACCUAUCUAAGCUCCGACAAACAACAACAGCAUGGGUGAGACCCACGUGUCAUUGAAAAAAUAAACUUCAUCCAUCCAAUGACCCCGUGGGAUUACAAUGCUCCCCGUUGCAUUGUCUCGUGACGUCCUCGCGAUUCGCUGUGUCGAGGGGUAUAUCAUCAUUGGGGUUGGAAAUCAACUGAGAGUCUUUCGAGCGUCGAAUCAUAAAUUUUUGAAGUCAAUAGAGACAUUCCACGACGAUGUCAUCCAUAAUAUCGUGAAAACCUCUAAUAAACUGAUUGCUUUCGGAGGGAGGCACCUCAGUAUCUUUAAAUUUGAAAUUGAUUCCGAGGAAAUAAUAAUAGAAAGAGAAAACUCUCAUGCGUUCGAUGACUGGAUCAUCGCCGCUGAGUUCUUCAGCGAGAACUCCGACCACAUUUAUAUUCUCUUCUCCCACAAUAAUCUUCAUUUAUUCAAUACGUUAACUAAAAAAUUCAGGAAUGUCCAUUGCGAGGAGAGAUGCAUUUCCUACGGGGGCUACCUCUCACCUGAAACCCCCGAGGAAAUUCUCGUAUUCAGCUGCACUGUCUUCCAAGAAAUUUUACUAUGGAAAGUCGAUAACAGAAUUGAUUAUUCAUCUGAUGUAGCUGUUCUGCAUCGGUUGAAGGGACAUAAAGGCGUAAUUUUCUCAGUGUUUUAUCAUCCAGAACUGAAGCUCAUUACCUCCACCUCGGACGAUAGGACCAUAAGAUUGUGGAAAGUUGUGGAGAACGACGUGAAUUCGAUUUCUCACUCGAUAGAAUGGAAAAACGUCGAGGUCAGGUUGUUAACCACGAUGUUUGGACACACCGCACGGGUUUGGAAAUCAAUUGUCACGGAGAAUAAUGUUAUUAGCAUUGGAGAGGAUUCUCUCAUCUGCAUAUGGUCUCUAACCGGCGCCCUCCGCAACAAAAUAAUCGCCCACGGAGGAGCGCCCAUCUGGAGCAUCGAUAUAUCCCCCGACAAAUCAAAAAUAAUCACCGGUGGCGGUGACGGUGGGGUCACCACCUGGCCCCCCUCCUCCCUCAAGCCCCCCCUCCUGACCCCCAAAUUCACCUACGAAAGCAAAACUCCGAAAUUCGUGAGCUACCUAAACUCAGGAGCUCGCGUAGUCUUCCUAGACGGCGGCGACCUCCUCCUCUACGACCAACCCAAUCAAUUCACUCGAACCCCUCAACCCAAAACCACCAUCAGUCUCCCAAGACUGAAAAGCUACUGCCUCACGCACACCUCCCCAGACCGAAAAAAAAUUGCGUUUGCAUCUCAAGACGGUCACGUCAUAAUUUACGAAGAAAAAAUUCUCAAAAAAGACUCAAACGAGCGACUCCACCAGGUGAUCGACCAAAAGGUGGUGAACUCCAAGAUAUUCUCCCUCCACUGGCUCUCCCCCACAGAAAUCCUGGUCUGCGGAGCCCAAGGGGCCCUGAAAAUCCUCCACCUCAGCCAAAAAAACCUCGAAAUUCAUUCAGAAUUCACAUUACCCCCCAGUAAAGAAUGCUGGACGACGUCAGCAAUAAUAUCCUCGACCCUGCUGAUCUGUGGGGACCGCACAGGCAGCAUAAUCGUCUACGCACUCGCCCCCAGCCCCUCGAAGACCCCAAAGCAGAUGUUCCCGAGAAUCCAUGGAAGACUCGGAGUGCAGUCCUUCGGAAGUUCAGGAGGGAAAAUCAUCAGUACCGGAAGGGACGGGACUCUGAGGUACCACAGACUCCUCGAAGAUGAUUCUGGGGGGUACCUGAAGCCCCUCCACUGGAGGAAAAUGCCGAUGGAGUGGGUCAGCAGGUCCGUCAGUACCAAUGACGACGUUUACAUCCUAGGGUUCAAGGAGAUUGAGUUCAUGAUCUACAGCACUCGUCUCGGUAAACUGGUCCUGAGGGUCAUCUGUGGAGGGGGACACAGGUCCUGGGACUGUCUCUUCAACGAUGGAACUGUUAAUUUCACUUGCAUAAAGGAUAAACAAGUGCAUUCGAUGGAGAGCGUUCCUAUUGAGUCGAGUGGAACGAUAAUUCCAGGGGUUCAUUCCAAGGAGGUGCACUCCCUAGCUGUCCUGCCCACUGCCAGACACACGAUUAUUCUGUCUGGGAGCGAAGACUGCAGCAUUCGGGUCAGUGCCCUACACCGAAAAAAAUCAGGGCACGAAGUGGUGCCUUUGGAUGUCUACGACGGACACAUCUCGAGUGUUAAAAAAAUAGAAAUACUGAAUUUGGAGGGGGACGAGAACUUUUCGAGGAACUUGGUGUUCUCUGGGGGUGGGAGGGCUCAGCUGAAGGUCUGGGAGGUGAAUUUAAAUACUGAUAAGGAGACUCUGGGGGCCGAGGAUGUCACGGGGGUCGAGUUGACGUCGUUCAUGCUCAGGACUGAUAGGGACAGGAGAAAGUGCUCGCAGAGUAGUGGGCGCUCGUAUUUUCUGGAUCCUGAGACUCGGUUUAUGGAUAUUUCGGUGCAGUUUUGUCUACAGGAUGAGAAUCUAGUGAUUUUGUUCGUCGCGUGUUCCGAUGGGCUCGUCAGGGCCUUUUGUUAUGAUAUUGAGGGGGUGAAUUUAUUUUUUGUUGCGGGGAUUCGGUAUUUUAAUCGGUGUGUUCUGAAGGUUCAUUCGUUUCGGGAUGAGAGGGGGUUAAUUUUGGUUUCGAUGGCCACUGAUGGAUUUAUUAAUUUGUGGAAUGUGGAUUUUGUGGUGGAGGAGGUCUUGAGGAAGGGAUCAGCGAGGAGCGAUGAGGGUGGCUUUGGGCAACGGGGGGUCGAGCCCUUCGGGAGGUGGAGGGCACAUCAGUCUGGGAUAAAUAGCUACGAUUUUCUGAGGAAUGGGGAGGAGUGUUUUGUGGCCUCUGGGGGAGAUGAUAACAAAGUGGGUUUUUCGAUAUUCGAAAUUUUGGGGAGUCCGGCGGGGAGUAUGGGGGUGAGGAUGAAACAGCAGUGGGAGUCCUCGGAGAUUCAUUCCGCACAGAUCACAGGUAUAAGAUUUAUCCCUAACGAUCAAUUAUUAACUACUGCCAUCGACCAACGAGUGGUUCUCUACGACUACAAUUAUUCCAAUGAGAAGUUGUCGGUUACACCGAAAAAAAUCAUCCAAACUUUUGUAUCAGACUUGCAAGGAUUGACAAUAUGUAGAAAUCCGGAAAAUUUUGAUGAGACAUUGGCAUUUGUUUAUGGACAAGGAGUGGAAGUCUUGCUUCUUCAAAAUGAGACAAAGGAUGAAUUAACAAAUUGAAAUUUAUCAAACUUUGUCAGUAAUGAGACAUUAAUUGCAAGGAUGACUGCCUUCGAAAUGAAAUGUCAACAGACAUUUUUCGUAGUUGAAAAAAACUCCCAAAAAAAUCUCUUCACAUUUUCUUUCAAUUACAUUCGAUGCAGAAAAAAUUUCAUAUUCAGAUAAAGUUAUUGAAAAUCAACUUGCGAUUUUCUGCGCGAUUACGUUUUUAUACUUCACAACUAAAUCAAUUUAAUGAAAUAUAAAAUAAUUUGUUACAAAUGAAA